This is a messenger RNA of Cydia splendana, 1516 nucleotides long. RefSeq names its product esterase FE4-like. The transcript is spliced from 4 exons. Lineage: Eukaryota; Metazoa; Arthropoda; Insecta; Lepidoptera; Tortricidae. The record is from RefSeq and is a predicted model, not a curated record. The coding region runs from base 68 to 1516 and encodes 482 amino acids. Gene Ontology annotation, molecular function: serine hydrolase activity.
UCUAUUUCAGGCACCAGGUCCAGAACCAAUUUGGGAUGGCAUAUACGAAGCUAUUGAAGACAAUGUAAUGUGUCUUCAAUGUCAGAUGAAUCCUUUUACAGGAGUGAUUAGAGAGAAACCUGUGGGCCAAGAACACUGCCUGAAGUUAAAUGUCUACACACCUGCGUUCCCUUCAGAUUCCAUGUUGCCUGUCAUGGUAUUUAUACACGGCGGAGGUUUCGCAGAAGGUUCAGGCAUACCCUUACUCUACGGACCUAACUACUUAGUGCCUAAAGGAGUUAUAUUAGUGACGUUCAAUUACAGGCUAAAUCUACCAGGAUUUCUCAAUCUAGGAAUAAAAGAGGCUCCAGGUAACGCUGGGAUGAAAGACCAAGUCGCAGCCCUCAGGUGGGUUCAGAAAAAUAUUAAAACAUUCGGAGGAGAUCCAGAUAAUGUCAUAAUUUUCGGCGAGAGUGCUGGCGGCGCCUCGGUGUCUUACCACUUGCUGUCUCCAAUGUCCAAGGGACUUUUCCACAAAGCCAUCACCCAGAGCGGCUCUUCUUUAUGUCCGUGGGCUUUGCAAGUGAACCCAGUUCAUAAUGCUCACCGAAUAGCAAAAAGUUUGGGUUACGAUACGAAAGACCCUCAUGAGUUGUACAAGAUUUUGAACAAUCUGCCGUUACCUGAUCUAGUUAGUAUAAAGUUUCCAAAAGAUUUAAGACAAACAAUAUUUUCUGAACUUUUCUACGCCCCUAGUAUUGAAAAGAAUUUUGAUGGAGUUGAAGCUUUUCUGACAGAAGAACCGUACCAAUUGUUAACGAAGGAGAAUUAUACCAAAGUACCAUUAAUUAUAGGAUCAACAAAUGAAGAAGGUUAUUUCUUCAUAGGUGUAGAUGAUGCGGUAGUAUCUAAAUCUAUCCUCGAUUUCAAACUCGCAUUGCCUAAUAAUGUUGAAUUUCCAUCAGAGGCAAAGAAAGAACGAGUUGCUGGAGAAAUUAGAAAAAUGUACAUGGGUGAUGAGCCUGUAUCAAAGUCGCCCUCAGCAAGUAUAAAACUUUCAGGAUACUACGGGGAUCCAUUCCUAAUUUACCCGUCUUUGGCUGAGACUGAGUUACUGCUUCAGUCAACUGAUAAACCUAUCUACAACUAUUAUUUCAAGUACAGUGGCUGGAGGAACGUGGGCAAAGCCUUUGCGGGAAGAGGUUUUCUGUCGGAGCCGGGAGCGACGCAUGCAGAUGACAUAUUUUAUUUGUUUCAUCAGCCCUUCAUGUCAUGGCUGGCAUGGUUUGACAACUCGGAGCGGCCAAUGUUUGACAAGGAAAUGAUAGACAAAAUGACGACUUUGUGGACUAAUUUUGCAAAGUACGGCGAUCCAACCCCUGUCACCUCAGAGCUCAUGCCGCAGCGCUGGCUUCCCUCAACGGCCGCGGAUCUUCGGGCCUUUGUGCUGGAUCGAGAAACCUCCACUGUCCCUCUGUGGUUCAAGGAGUCGCUCAUUUACUGGAGGGACUUGUACUACAAAUAUAGGAGAAAAUGA